Messenger RNA from Closterium sp. NIES-67, 803 nucleotides. Lineage: Eukaryota; Viridiplantae; Streptophyta; Zygnematophyceae; Desmidiales; Closteriaceae. The record is from the annotation of a GenBank genome assembly.
UUCGAAAUGAACUCGGUACGGAUCGUACAAGUAUCUGGUAAUGCCGUUUGGACUCACCAACGCACCUGCAACAUUCCAAGCAGAGGUGAAUCAUAUCCUACGCCCACUCUUGUUCGAAUGCGUGGUGGUGUACCUGGACGACAUUCUCGUCUACUUGCACGACAUGCAACAACACGUCGAGCACCUACGACGCGUCUUAGAAAUUCUUUAACGAGAACGCUUCUACGUCAAACUAUCGAAGAGCGACUUCGCCCUCGAGAAAGUCCAAUUCCUCGGACAUAUCGUAAGCGCUCAAGGAGUUCACGUCGACCCCAAGAAAAUCGAAGCUGUGCGAACGUGAAGGAGUUACAGCAGUUCCUUGGGUUUGCUAACUACUACAACAGGUUCGUGCCACAAUACGCGAAGAUCGCCACGCCACUCACGAAUCUGCUAAAGAAGAACACGCCCUAUAAAUGGGAGCCACAACACCAGGAAGCCGUGGAGCAGCUGAAACAAGCACUCACCUCCGCACCCGUACUCAUCUUGCCAGACCCCGAACGCGACUACGUCAUCGAAGCUGACACUAACGAACAGGCAGUGGGAGCAGUCUUGAUGCAAGACCAGGGGAAUGGCCUGCAACCAAUUGCCUACCUCAGCAAAAAAUUUCAUGGCGCAGAACUCAACUACCCGAUACACGACAAGGAGGCCCUUGCUAUCAUCAUCGCCUUCAAAACGUGGAGAUGUUAUCUCGAAGGACGCAAGACGACAGUCUACACCGACCAUUGCAGCCUAAAAUAAUUGAAGGCGCAACCAAGUCUCUCCAG